Rhodofomes roseus is the source of this 1037-nucleotide messenger RNA. Its product is annotated as Decaprenyl diphosphate synthase-like protein. The coding region runs from base 113 to 799 and encodes 228 amino acids. The record is from RefSeq and is a predicted model, not a curated record. NCBI's taxonomy places the organism in Eukaryota, Fungi, Basidiomycota, Agaricomycetes, Polyporales, Fomitopsidaceae. Gene Ontology annotation, molecular function: ditrans,polycis-polyprenyl diphosphate synthase [(2E,6E)-farnesyl diphosphate specific] activity. The transcript has 6 exons. Gene Ontology annotation, cellular component: endoplasmic reticulum; lipid droplet; dehydrodolichyl diphosphate synthase complex.
GGUCCUCUCCCGCUCCCUCCAGUGGCUCGCACACGCUGCAGCCACCAACGCCCGCAACGCCGUCCUCGCCGUCCUCGCCGCAGGCCCCGUCCCCCGCCAUGUCGCCUUCGUCAUGGACGGCAACAGGCGGUACGCGCGCUCGCACCAGAAGCGCGUCCAGGAGGGCCAUGCGGAGGGCUUCAUUGCUCUGCGGCGCGUGCUGGAGAUAUGCCUGCGUCUGAAUGUGCGCUGCGUGUCUGUCUACGCAUUCGCCAUCGAGAACUUCAAGCGCAUGCCGGAGGAAGUCGACGCUCUCAUGACGCUCGCAGAGACCAAGCUCCUCGAGCUCUGCCAACACGGCGACCUGCUGCACGAGUACGGCGUCCGGCUGAACGUCCUCGGCAAGACGAGCCUGCUCCCGCCAAACGUACAGGCUGCGAUCCGCAAGGCGGAGGAUCUCACACGGGACAACGACCGUGCGAUCCUCAACCUCUGCAUGCCCUACGCCGCCCGGAACGAGAUCGCCACAGCCGUCGACCUCGCUAUCGAGGACGCACUCUCCAAAGCGGCAGAGGACGGCUCCAAACCAGAGAUCACAGAAGACGAUGUCGCCGCUCAGCUGAUGACCACGCGCGCGGGCAGCCCCCCGCUCGACCUCCUCGUGCGCACCAGCGGCGUCCGCCGACUGAGCGACUUCCUCCUCUGGCAGUGCUGCGAGGACACGCAGCUGCAGUUCAGCCCGACAUACUGGCCUGAUUUCGGCCUGUGGGACUUUGUGCCGAUCAUCUUGGAUUACCAGCGGCGAGCGUGGGCCGCGUAGGUCGCUUGCUCUUAGGACUUUUGUAUCGUAACUUACUGUAAUACACUGCCUACCUUCGUGGAUACGACUGCAGUUCAAUUGUGAAUCGGUAUCUUGCCUGAAGGACCGCAACACCACAACAAUCAAUGUUCCAGUCGACCCUACGUUCUGAUCCACCUUACUAGUACAGUACCCCGAUAGCCCAUGUCUACAUAGGGCUUCGCCCUAACGCGACAAUAAACAGGAUUUUACAAACAAA